AUGAAGGCUAACCAGUUGAACAAUGGAAACCCUCCGGAACUUCCUAAACAUAUCAUCGUCUAUAUUCUUGCUAAAGUCCCAUCAGAAGUUCUUUACAAUACGUUGAGGUUCGUAUGUAAAGAAUGGCAUAGAUUGAUCAGUAGCAGCGAGUUCACCUACGAGAAUGUAGUUCACCAGAAACCUGGAUUGCUGAUCCAAGUCCCCAGGUGGCCCUGGACCGUAGACAACACAUGGUGGAAGACGAGUUUCUUACAGAUUGAUGAGAAUGAGUUUGACUUCACCUUAACUAAUUAUAGCACGCAUUCAACGAACCUGAGUAAGUCCAAUUGCAAUGGUCUGGUUCUGGAAAGUAAGACUGAAGAAGGCACAUCAAUGCCAUGUGUCAAAAAUAUCUUAACUGGUUCUGUCUUAACUCUCCCCAGUUGCCCUUCUGGUUGUAGGCACGAGUACCUAACUUGUGGCUUUGCACUAGGAUUCAACCCUGGCACAAAGGAGUAUAAAGUGGUGCACGUAUAUGCUGAUUCCUAUGGGUUCGAGUUGUUCACCAUUGGUUCUGAUCAUAAAUGGAGAAGGAUUCCAGGGCCUUUCGGAGAUUUAAAUGAGAGACCUUUUGACGUGGAGCGGUUCAGUUGGAGUGACCCUGAGUCGAUCGGUGGGCAAGUUUUGCACUGGUUUGUUGAGUCUGACACAUAUAUAAUUUCCAUGGAUUUAAGCGAUGAAAAGUUGAGAAGAACAAAUCUUCCAGACGUGGGGAGGAGCAUCAUGAAGUAUGAAUAUGAUUUGGUGGAGAUGAACGGGGAGCUUUGUUUUGUGUAUAAAGUUUCCAAGUUCCAAAUUGAUUUUUGGGUUCUGAAAGAUUUCGACAGGCAGGUUUGGUCAAAGGAACAUAGUAUCAUUGCCAUGUCUACAAACUAUACACCAUGGCUAGCUUCUUCAGAACUCACCAAGAAAGACAAGGAUCAGUCACAUGGAGGAAAACAAAAAAAGGUUGAUGAUGCAUCACUAAAUAGAAAAGAAAAGAAAGCCAAGUUGCCCAAUUUUCUGAAACUAGAAGCUCUUGCUACUUUGCGAAAUGGUGAGGUGAUAGUGCUCAUGGACAAGCAAAACUCUAUCCAUGCAAAUAUCAUGUAUUUGUAUGAUCUCAAGCGUAAGGAGAUGAGGCAAUUCAGGAUUAAGAUGAAAAAGGGGACAGCAUUCCAACCCCACAGAAGCAGCCUUGUCAGUUUGGGAACUGAUCAGAUGGAGCUAUCUGCAGCAAUAAGCAAUAUUUCACUCUAG
Messenger RNA from Theobroma umbraticum, 1278 nucleotides. The record is from RefSeq and is a predicted model, not a curated record. NCBI's taxonomy places the organism in Eukaryota, Viridiplantae, Streptophyta, Magnoliopsida, Malvales, Malvaceae.